Ornithodoros turicata is the source of this 2473-nucleotide messenger RNA. RefSeq names its product endothelin-converting enzyme-like 1. Bases 143 to 2386 code for a protein of 747 amino acids. The transcript is spliced from 2 exons. Gene Ontology annotation, molecular function: metalloendopeptidase activity. Lineage: Eukaryota; Metazoa; Arthropoda; Arachnida; Ixodida; Argasidae. The record is from RefSeq and is a predicted model, not a curated record. Gene Ontology annotation, cellular component: plasma membrane. Gene Ontology annotation, biological process: protein processing.
UCAGCUGGCCAAGCCACUGGUGGCCACUGUUCCUAGUGGUGGAAGAAGAAGAAGCUGGCCAAGCUCCUUGGACGAAGAAGGAGAAGAAUCGCCCUUAGUCGAUAACGGCCACUUCCCCGAGGGCGAAGAAGCAGCAGCAGCAAUGGCGAAUUCGGAAGCUUUCAUCGUUGUCCAGGAUGCGAGCGGUUCUUCGUGGAAUUCCCCAGAGGAGGGGACGACAGCCGGACAAGCCAGCAACAAAAGAUAUGCUAUAGUGGCUAUGAUGGCUAUGAUGGUUUUCGCCGUCUUGGUCCUGGGCAUCGCUGCAGCAGCUGUCUGGGUUCUGGUUAACAAAGAACAAAGUACGACGGAGAAAGCUCACACACCGCUAUCUCCUGGAAACGUAAAGAUUCGAAAACUCUCGCCGAGGCCGAGACCUCCUGAAGCGAACUACGGAGAUUAUGAAGAUACCACAGCGACGCCGGCGGAAAGAACCAGCCCGCUGAGCGAAGACGUCUGCGACAGCGAUCAUUGCCGGUACGUCCGCGAGUACUUUGAGGCUAUCAUAGACACGGACAAGGACCCGUGUGACAACUUCUACGCGUUUACCUGUGGCAUGACUGAGCAGCUGAGAAAGAGCGGCGUGUACGUAGAUAAGAGGUAUCAGAAUGUUGCUACACGAAAUUUGACCGAAGCUAUACAGAAAAAAUUGGAGAAAGAACACAUUCCCGCACGUGGGAGAACUCCUUUUCAGCAGUCAGCAGCGCUGUACAGACAUUGCACCCAAGUUGACAAAAAUGAGUCUGCGAAAGCCGCCUCAGACUUCUUAGCCCAACAUCAGAUGGAUCCAAGAGGAAGCAUGUCCUUUGACCCGUUGGACGUCAUGGUUAAAUUCAUAUUCGAAACUAACAUUCCGUUAGUUUUCAAGUUGGAGCAAGAAGAUUACGGUUCUCCAAAUUUUACGCUGCGGCAGAUCACCGAAGACUCAUUGUUGUUGAAAUAUUCGAGUAUAGGCGAAAUUAUGUCGAAAUUAUUCUUGACGCCCGUCAGCGAUGACCUUGUCCAACGCAUCACUGAGGCAGAGCACAAGAGAAGUGAAGUCAGCAACAUGUCAAGAACUGGCAGCCUAGUGUCAAAUGGCAGCAACGCUGUCAAGGUAUUCGAGUUGGGGAAAUUAGGUCUGGAAAACGGGGACGACACUCUCUCAAAGGCAUGGACUAAAGCCCUCGAGCGCUACGAAUCAUCUCGUCCCCUUCAAAACAUGAAGAUAAGCAUGACCGAGGCCGACUUUGGAUUUUUUCAUCGCGUCUUCGGAAAACAAAGGCUCAUUUCGGAUGAGGAACUGAGAUGGUUAUUCGCCUGGAGAUGCACCCUCUACCUCUAUGAAGUGGCGGUGUACAAGACCUUCUGGUGCAUUAACACGGUCCUCGGGGCCAUGUCAGUCCCAGCGGGUUCUACAACGGUCUUUCCGAUGGUUGACGAAGAAACAGUUAGCGCUGCCAGAGAAGUGGCCGAAAGAAUCGUGAACGAAAUUAAAGAAUCCUUUAAGACAUGCUCGUGGAUCGAUGAGGAAACACGCUCCGGAGCCUUACAGAAAAUAUCUAAGCUGAAGGUCCGCCUGGGAUACCCGCCUAAACUGAAUACGUCCCAAAAAGUCGAUGCGUUCUACAAGGACUUACCCGACUUAAACGGCCCUUUUGUCCUGGAUUAUCUAAAGCUGAACGCAUUUCAAACAAAGAAGGACUGGAAAGGUGUAGCGGAUGGUUUCUCCGAUUAUUUCUACGACCUGGCGGUCCCUCUGAAUGCGAACGAAGACAAUGGCUUCAACAUGCUUAGCGCGAACUUCAUCUCAGUGGGUGUCCCUUUCCUCCUGAAACCGCUCUUUAGCGCAGGUGGCCCCCCUGAGAUCAACUAUGGCAUGCUGGGAUCCAUAACGACGCACGAGAUAAUGCACGGCUAUGAUCAAGAGGGCCGUCUGAGGGAUGGCAACGGGGCCUUAUCUCCGUGGUUUACGCGGAAGAGUCUUGCGGAGUACAAGAUCCUGGAGCGGUGCUAUGUGGAACACGUGGACAGUGUCCCGAAAGCGAGGUCAUUCGUUGCUUUCGCGCAGGAAUACCAGGCAGACGCCCUCGGCACUUUAUCCCUCUUAAGGGCGUACCAGAAGGCUGCCAGAGAAUCCAGGGUACAUCUGGGUGACGUGAAAGGCCUGUCGAGAGAUCAGCUUUUCUAUGUCACUCUCUGUGUACACUGGUGCGGACAACCGCUGACUAUAUCUGAAGGAUCGACACACCCACCUCCGGAUGAGAGAUGCAACGUGCCUCUCAUGAACUCUGCGUACUUUAGCAAGGUAUUUUCUUGCCCACCCAACUCUCCGAUGAAUCCGCCGCAAAAAUGCUUAUUUUGGUGAACGACGCGCUAAAAAUGGGCGCAUUUUUUCGAACAAUGCGCGAUUUAUUAAAGCACGACCACCGACGGAGCUGGUCUCGUUAUUGGU